UACAUGCGCUUUUGUCACCUGGGUCUAUGACGUUUUGGAGAAAAAAAGUUGGAAACACUUCGACGGUGCGUGAAAAAAGCGUUUUAAUACAUGUUUUUGGCUGCAAAAUACGAGCCGCAGCCGUAAUGGAGGAAGCCAAGUUGGCCAGCUUGCUUAGCAACAUACAAAAGUCGACCGAUAAAAGUGUAAUCUACCGCAAUUUGGUCACAAUUCGGACGCACUUCGUGACCAACGAAGGUGGGAUUAGGCUGCUGUCGUCACAGGAUGGUAUCAAAGUGUUAGUCGAGCUGCUCAACAAACCGUACGAAAAAGUGAUCGAAGUGGUGCUGAGCAUUUUGGGGAACUGUUGCACCAAGAAGGAAUGUUGCAAACAGGCAUUCGAAUGCGGAAUACUGAAACCGUUGAUAUCGAUUAUUUCCAACAUUCCCAAUCCAAGCAUCCAGUGCCGGGGGUGCCGGCUGUUGGGGAAUUUGGCCCAACAUGAACCGAUUAGCUACAAAAUUGCACGGGACAAUGGCACCUCCACCGGGUACGCACUCAGCACGAUUCUUAACGAAUCGGACAAUACGGCCGUGUUGAUAAUGGUAAUACGCGCGAUACGGCAACUUUGGCGUGAAAAACCGCUGCGAACUACCCUCAUGGAGCAGGGAUGUAUUGGAAAGAUUGUGUAUCUUCUAGUACGAUCUGCUCAGGUCGAUUCCGAUACAGACGCACCGGUACCAUCGAAUCGAACGGUAAAGGAAGGUAGUGGAUCGCCACCGCCUACCGCCGCCAGCCACGAGCACGAGGAAAAGGUAGUGCUGAAGCACUGGCACGCUCCGGAUCGGAUGGUAACGAAGGAAAAGUUUAACAAUAUCGUGCGCAACAUGGAACACAGCCAGCUGUGCGAUAUCGUUGGGUAUCAGGUGAUACAGAACUAUCGCUGGAAGGAUCGGCCCGAUUUUCAGCUGCCAACAUCGGACGAAACGGUUAAGUUGUUCGAGAGUGUGCUGAAGAGUUUGCAGAUGAUCACGACUACUGUUGUGCAACAGGUGAUUGAAGAGAUCUAUGGCGAGGCUGGUGCCGGACUGCAUUGUCUGGUGUAUCUUUGCGGUGAAAAGAGUCCAUUUCGAGCGCUGUCUCUAAAGGUCGUAUCGAAUUUAGCCGCCAAUCCGGACGCUAUCGAUCGGCUGACGGAGUGUGGCGUGAUAAAGAUGGCGGCGGAUUUGAUCAUGUACGCGGAACUGGAUGACUCCGAAAAGCGAUACUGCAUCAAUAUGAUGUGCCUGCUGACAAAGGAAGCCUGCAACCGGGGUCACAUCCGGCGCAGCGGUGCCCUCCAAUCCUUCAUGAAAAUCGCCAAACAAUCACACGAAAGGCGUGAACAGGCGAUGAUACUGUACGCCCUCUACCAGUACCGGUUCGACAGCUUAAGCAACGAAAUUCUACUGAGCAACGGGCUCGUUAGCUUUCUCGUGCGCAUACUGAAUGGGCUAAUCGCGGACAAGGAGGUGGCUCACAUCCAGCACGACGAGGAAGAGCGCGAGCGAGUAACGCACACGAGCGUGUUUAGCAAGCGCCGAUCGAACGCUAAAGCGUGCAAGAUGCGCCGAAGUGAUUUACUUUUCCAUUACAAAUCGGGCAAUGGGUACAGCCGGCAACAGCAGCAGCUACUGCAGCAACAGUUACAUCACAAAACGGCGAAACAAUUAAAGCUGGAUCCUUACUGCUCGGCACCAGAAUCGCCGGAGAGUGGUAGCAGUGGGUAUGCGAGCACCAGUUACGGAACGGUUCGAAGCCCUUCGAUGAGUGUCGGAUCAAGCCCACCGCGUGUACCGGAAGAUGAAGCGUUCGAGGAUGAAACGGAAGUUUAUUCGCCCGUGUGCAGCGAUCACGAACAGGAGGAUGAAACGGUCGCUGAUGGAACUAAAAGUGUGGAUGCUACUACGGUUUGCCCUUCGGACGAUGGAGUUCAAACGGAAGAACCAUCGGAACAGGAAGAAUUGGAUGGAGAAGAAGAAGAGGAAGAAACGAACGAUUUCGAUAUGGUAGCGUACCUCAUCGAGGAUAGCUCGAAUGCUAAAUGGCCCGAUACGCUAGACGAACGGGACCAUCUACAUGAGGAAGACAGUCUCGGGCUGAAACCAUCAUCCAAAGCAUACUCAACCCAUCCGGACGAUUGUAUCGAUGAGAAUGAAAUGUUCAAAAUCGAACUAGACAUUGGAACGGCGAAAACUUUCGAAAAAUACCCGAUGCAACCGACCCUAACACUCCUUUGGUCCGUUUCGAAGUCCUUUCCCGCGAUGGAGUUCAUACAGAAGGACACGCUAGAAACGUUACUAAAAAUCUGCAAACAGGCCAAAAAACCACGUGGCCGUGCAUUUCAAACGCUGGCCAACAUUCUUAACCAUGUGAACCACUUUUUGCCACUCCUCAAGCAAGACUUCGUUUUUCGUUUGCACGAGAUGAAAAGUCCAUAUCCGGCGCACGGUGCCCGUUGCUGGAGCUGUGACGAAAUGCGUACCGUUUGCAAUGAUCUGAUGUCACUGUUCGGGUCGGUAGGUGAAACCGGCUAUGGACAGGGUGAAAUUGCACACAUUCUACGUACGGGCGAGCGUGAACUGAAGCUGCGCGUAUCGAUAAUCGUGCUGUUCGUUGUGCGCAAACCGCAAUUACUGCACAAGCUACUGUUCGAGCUGAAGGUACUCGAGAUCGUGAUGGAUUUUAUACUGGCGGAAGAAACCGAUCAACAGCAAGGACACCGGUUAAAUGGUAUUGCUUGCUGUGCCAUUACACGUCUGUCGCAGAAUUUGUCCAUUUUCGGUGAAGAGGAAGAUACGGGCACACCGAGCGAAAAGUUGGAGGAGAAAGAGUUCGACAACACCGUUACAAUCUGUGACGAAUCUGCACUCAGCGGUGAUGAAAAGGUAACGUUCCGGGUGCGAAGCGGUCCCACAGCACCUCAAGAAACGGUGAUCGUGAGCAAAGCGUUACUGAUCGAAGGGAGCGAAGUGUUUCGCCGGAUGUUCGAGGGUGAUCAUUUUAUCGAGUCGAAAAACAAUGAAGUACAUCUGCACGAACCGAUCAGUGCGGAUGGGUUGCGAUACUUUUUCUACCUCGUACGGUUGCAAACACUUAACAAACUAACCGGUAUGGCACCACCGCCGAAGGUGAUUGAAGCCAGCCUGGAUGCGCUUAGCCUGGCACAGAAGUAUCUCCUACCGACGAUCGAAAAACCGGUACUGAACAUCAUCAAAACGCUGCUAAACGAUGAUUGUGUGCUGAAUGUGUUCGAAUGGUCACUUCGAAACUACAACCAGGAGCUACUCGUUGCCUCCACUUACUAUUUCCUCUACUCGGACAUUAGCGGUACGGCCAAAUGGAAGCUAUACAGGGCGGCUAAUCGAUCGUGCUAUCGGGACGAAUGGAGACGGCUGCUUACCGAAACGAUCCUGUACCGGGUGCAACCGAAUGGGGGUGAGCUUUAA
Molecule: messenger RNA, 3467 nt
Organism: Anopheles maculipalpis
Lineage: Eukaryota; Metazoa; Arthropoda; Insecta; Diptera; Culicidae
Gene: Rnb
Exons: 3
Coding region: 27-3467 (1146 amino acids)
Biological process (GO): anatomical structure morphogenesis
Cellular component (GO): cytosol
Molecular function (GO): protein binding
Source: RefSeq, a predicted model, not a curated record